UUAUGGGCUGCUCCUGUACCAAAUAAAAACAUUGGUUGGGCAAGGAUUUCUAGUUUUUCAGGCUCACCAGCCUGAGUGACAGAGAGGAGGAACAAAAGCAGAUUAAAAUUUUGAGUGCACCCGGUAUUUUUUGGGUCCGGCAGUCUUAGUAGCACGUUUCGGGAAGUAACUCUAAUGGAACAGUCGUAAUAAAAGGGCCAUUUUGAGACUGAUUGCUUUGGUGGUCGGAAGCGCUGUUGGAAAUUUACUAUCCUCAAAGUCAAGAUAACGACCUUAUAAUACCAGCAAACUUCCCAUAGAGGGGAGGAAUUAUUGCUUCGUUCCAUUAUAAUUGUGAGCGAAGAGUCAGCCUUGGAUCUGAUCUGUGAAGGACGCAAUAAUUAAUGCAUCUCUGAGGUGUGCUUUCCUCGAGUUAACAGGCAGGAGUUGAGAAAAUGUGCACCAGCCAAGAACACAUUAAUAUACCGGAAAUGAUUAGGAAGAAACGAGACAAGCAGUCAUUGAGUGCAGAAGAAAUCCAUUAUUUUGUUCAAGGCGUAAAAAAUUCAACCAUCCGAGAAUGUCAGAUUGGUGCUAUGCUAAUGGCAAUUCGCCUGCAGGGAAUGACACUGGAGGAGACUGUGAAACUGACCCAAGAGAUGAAAAUAUCUGGGGUUGUCCUGGAAUGGCCAAAGGAGUGGUCUAGUACCAUGGUUGAUAAACAUUCCACAGGAGGAGUUGGUGACAAGGUCAGCCUUAUUCUGGCACCAGCCCUGGCUGCCUGUGGUUGCAAGGUUCCAAUGAUCAGUGGCAGGGGACUGGGACACACUGGAGGUACACUUGACAAACUAGAAUCUAUCCCAGGAUUCAACAUUAACAAGAGCCCAGAGGAGGUGAAACAGAUCUUGGCUACAGUUGGAUGUUGCAUUAUUGGGCAAACAGCAGAUUUGGUCCCGGCCGAUAAGAAGUUGUACAGUAUCAGGGAUGUAACAUCGACGGUGGAUAGUUUGCCCUUAAUAGCAGGUUCCAUAAUAUCGAAGAAAGGAGCGGAGUCCCUGGCUGCCCUCAUUCUGGAUGUGAAAUUUGGAGAAGGAGCUUUGUACAAGGACAUCAAUGAUGCCAGAGAGCUGGCACAAUAUUUGGUUGAUGUUGGUAAUCGCUUAGGCAUUCGGACAGCUGCUGCUCUUUCCAAGAUGGACAAUCCUAUUGGCAGAAAUAUUGGGAAUUCACUGGAAGUCAUCGAAUCCAUUGAAUGCCUGAAAGGCAAGGGACCCAAGGACUUAGAGGGACUGGUCACCUGUUUAGGAGGCCACCUACUCCAUAUGUGUGGCAAGGCUGGAAGCUUUAAGGCCGGGGAGAGCGACAUCAAGGAUACGUUGCAGAAUGGCUGUGCUUUGGCCAAGUUCCAGGACAUGCUGGUGGCACAGGGAGUGACUGCUGGCUUAGCCAAGGCUUUGUGUGCGGGGAAGGACGUACUGAAACGUGCAGUUAAACAGGAAGAACUGAAAGCUGAAGCAGGAGGGGUUGUGCAGGCAAUUCAUUCCUUGCCAUUAGCCAAGGUACUGCAUGAACUGGGAGCAGGCCGCACCCAACCCGAUCAAGCAGUCAACUGGACUGUUGGAAUCGAACUCCUGAAAAUUGUGGGCGACAAGGUUAACAAAGGUGAUCCUUGGAUUCGGAUUCAUUUUGAAGAUCCCUCCCUCAAUGAAAGCCAGAAAGUUCUUCUCCAACACUCGCUGGUCAUUGGGGAAAAGGUGGAAUAUGGUCCCUUGGUUACUGAAAUCAUCCAGGUCCAAUCACAGGGAGAGAAAAGGCAUAACUGCCCAGUUUAGUAAGAGGUUCAUAGGUAAGAUACGCAUUAUCCAUAUGCAAGUAACACAAAACUUUGGUGGGGAAAUUUGUCUUGGGUUUGGGUGCAAAAAAAGCAAUAUCCAAAUGAUUUCACCUUAUAAGGAAAACAAUGGAAUUAAGUAUCAGCUACUUUUAUAGUGGGCAAUUAAUCCCAUUUGCUUGUGCUAAAUUACUAUUGCCCUGCCCUUCUAAACGCUAUUAAAUUUCAACUGUGACAAUUCCCCAAAAACCAGAGUGAUAGUGUUUAAAAUAAUGGAGGCUAUGAAAACUGGCAUCAACUUGAUUGGUCAUCAACUCUUUCCAUACAUACAGUACAAAUUACUACAUCUUAUAUCUCAAAUUAUUCACAUAUUGGUGGUGUGUAAAUGGGUCCCUGGAGUUAAAUAAAUCAUAAAAAUGAGUGAUACACCAGGGACUCAUUUACACGAGUUGCAUGAGUAGAAUGAAUAAAGAUGGCAGAUUUCUCUCCAUGAAGGUCAAUGUUGGUUGCUCAUCAUUGUAGAAAUAGCAGUUGAUCAUCAUGCACAGAACAAUAUAGUGAUCAACGUCCAAUGUUGGGGGAUGUGCUGAAGGACUGAUGUUUCAAGACAGAUGACAAAUUUGCAGUAAUUCAGGAAUAAGAAGUGCCCCAUGCAAUUCCGGAUGAGGGUCAUUCCAAGAUUGACUAUUUCAACAUACACAAGGUCAUAAAAUGUCUUGCUGCAUUGCUCCAAGCUACAGGGAUUUUAUCUGCAUGAAGUGACUGUGGCGGCCUUUUGGCUUGUUUUGCAUGUCAUUGAUGAUGGCAUGUGUCUUUAAAUUUUAGACUGCCCGUUAUAUUGUGGGUGGGAUUUAUGACGUAUAUUUUGGGCGUGUUUGGGGCUACGUUUUUUGCGCAGAAGCUUAGUUGUUAGUUUAGUUUGGAAACAGCAUGGAGAAGGUUUACCUUUUGACCAUACGAAGUGUAAUAGAGACACAAGGAGUUUUCUAAUGUUUAAAGCGAUAUGCUGGAGUUCGAUGAAGAUUAUAGUAAUGAGUCAGAAGUUUGGAUGUACCUUUUUUUUUCAUCAACAAUAAAGAAUUUAUUAAUCAAAAGACUGUGUUUUG
This is a messenger RNA of Leucoraja erinaceus (little skate), 2916 nucleotides long. It is a transcript of the gene tymp, whose product is annotated as thymidine phosphorylase. Gene Ontology annotation, cellular component: cytosol. Gene Ontology annotation, biological process: pyrimidine nucleoside metabolic process; pyrimidine nucleobase metabolic process. The record is from RefSeq and is a predicted model, not a curated record. NCBI's taxonomy places the organism in Eukaryota, Metazoa, Chordata, Chondrichthyes, Rajiformes, Rajidae. The transcript has 11 exons. Bases 435 to 1811 code for a protein of 458 amino acids. Gene Ontology annotation, molecular function: pyrimidine-nucleoside phosphorylase activity; 1,4-alpha-oligoglucan phosphorylase activity.